This is a messenger RNA of Cyprinodon tularosa, 5979 nucleotides long. It is a transcript of the gene nfe2l3, whose product is annotated as nuclear factor, erythroid 2-like 3. Gene Ontology annotation, cellular component: nucleus. The record is from RefSeq and is a predicted model, not a curated record. Gene Ontology annotation, biological process: regulation of transcription by RNA polymerase II. Lineage: Eukaryota; Metazoa; Chordata; Actinopteri; Cyprinodontiformes; Cyprinodontidae. Bases 404 to 2302 code for a protein of 632 amino acids. The transcript is spliced from 5 exons. Gene Ontology annotation, molecular function: DNA-binding transcription factor activity, RNA polymerase II-specific; RNA polymerase II cis-regulatory region sequence-specific DNA binding.
UCAGCGAGCGACUAUGCAAAUUACGAAAAGAGUUGAAGCCAGUUUGCUGUGACAGCGUUUGGGCUAUUUACAUGUUUCAUUUUCACUUUAAUCUAAACGCAGUGGAGAUUGUUAUAUCUUGGACUCGUUGGAGGAGAAACAUUUACACUGUAACGUAUUACUCGUUCGAAUCUGCUCUGUGUUAAUAACGGGAAGUUUCUUGUAGCCGGGAGUUCAGGCUUGAAGCUAACGGCUAACAGCUAGCUUAGACGUUCACCGGUACAGGCGGACCUCUUUGUCUGACAGGGAAAGGCGUGCUCUUUUGUUAGCUUUUCCCUUUUGGUCCGCUCAGGAAAGAGUAACUGUCGGGCCAGGAUUUCACAGUCACCCUUAUUCUGGGAUUUUUUUUUUUUUUUUUUAGAAAAUGCAGCUCGCGAAAAAAGACUUUACAGAAAGCCUGAUUCAGUUGACUAUCUUGCUCAGUUUGGUGGGAGUUCGAGUAGACAUAGAUAGCUACCUAACCGGCGUCUAUCCACCCCUAGCUGAGAUUAACUUGGGUCCUAGCUCAGCUUACACUCAAACACCUUUCCACAUUUUAAGAGACACGCUCGACGGAUACGGGGUGCAUCCGAAAUGCCCCGAGCUGGACUCCUUCUUCGCCAGUCGUCGCCUGCUGGAUGAGGUGAGGACACUUGGGUCACCUCGGUUUCCCACGCAGCUGAGCGCGUGGCUGGUGCACCAAGUGUCGUCAACGGGGCCUUCUACCAGCAACAGCCCUGACACCAACCCUGGGUUGGAAAACACCGAGAAUGAAGCCGGAGGGACCAAUGAUCCCCUGUCUGUCAGGGGCCAAACUAACACUGAGCUGGUGCAGGGGCCCUGUGUUGCAGGAGCCUUUCCAAGUGAGGAUGAAGUUAAAGUUAAAGAAGAGGAGGAGGCGGUUCCUCUCACCCAGCUGGCUCACAGCUCAACACUAGAACAGGAGAAUCUGCUUGAAGGCAUCCCCUCACUGUCUGAGCCGGCGCUUCAUGAUGUUCCUCCUGCAACUGAUAUCGACUGGAAUAAUUUGCUCUCUGUUACUGAUCUAAAUGAUUUCGACACUCUUAUUGCUGAACGUCUGUCAGAGCUCGACUCAGACAUCAACAGUGCUAUCAGCCAGGAUGUCAGUUUGCAUGACGCCAUGGUAACCAACUCUGGGUCUUUCGGUCCGGCACCUGCUGCAGCGGAGUCCAGGACAGCCAAUCAGCAGCAAAGAUCCCUGCUACAGCUGGAGUCCACAAACUCCUCGCUCUCAGACUCUUUGCCAGGGAUGGCCGUUGGCCUCGCCGCUCUCCCCUUUGCCUCAGUGUGUAAUUUAACUGGAAAUAUGACAUCACAGAGUGAACUGGGUGACUGUCUUGAUGAGGCGGUGUUUGACCAAAUCAAUCAGCUGGGUUUGGAGAGCUUGGGAACCAUUGACAAUCACCUGAACUUCCUUGAGUGUUUGGACUCUCAAGCCUUUGAGGACUUGGACUCCGAUUCAGGACUCUCGCUGGAGAGCAGCUAUGGAUGUCCAGCAUCUCCAGGUUCAUCUGAGAUGUCAUCCUCCAGCUCCUAUUAUGAAGAAGAAGGCGGAGCCACAGGCUACAGCAGCGAGUUAGACUCCAAACCUCCUAAAGGCAUAAUGGACCACAGCACAUUGUGGCCAUCUGUGGAUCUUGGUGAAAGUGUGUGGCACAAUCACAGUUACUCGUCUUCUCCUCUCCUCACCAAGCCAUCUCUAAGGCUGCCCUGUAAGACUGAGGAGCCGGAGGAGGACAGCGGACUUCAGCUGGAUGAACGGGAGCUGAGCCGUGACGAGCUGCGCGCCCGUGCCAUGUGCAUCCCCUUUUCUGUCCUUCAGAUCGUCAACAUGCCCGUGGAAGAGUUUAUGGAGGUUCUGGACAGCCACAGCUUCUCCCCGGAACAAGUGACCCUCCUGAGGGACAUUCGCAGGCGUGGCAAGAACAAAUUGGCAGCGCAAAACUGCCGCAAGCGCAAGCUGGAUGCCAUCACAGGCCUCCAAGAGGAGGUGGACAGGCUGCAAGCCCAGAGGGAUAGACUGUUGAGGGAGAAGCGGCUUACAGCCAAGACAAUGGGCGCUGUGGCCCACCAGUUUAAACAGCUGAGCCGGGACAUACUGUCUCGGCUGAGGGAUGCUUCGGGACGGCCCCUGAACCCUGAGAGGUUCACCCUGCAGUGCGGGGCUAACGGGAGGGUUGUAGUUCAACCCAUCAGACAACCUGCCGUCACCACAUCAUCUGGCAAGAAGACAGACAAGAGAAAGAAGGAAAAGAAGCAGUGAUGCUCACAAAGACUUGAAUUUUAAGCUUUCUUUGGGAUAUUGCUGAACUUUACUCACCCCAGGUUUGGGGUUUUACUUUUCUAAAGAUUGCAUUGGGAGCCGAAUUUUCCAAAAGCUGCAAAAAACAAAAGACUCGGAGCAUAAGUUAAUUAAAAAGAUAUCUGUACAUAUGGAAAAAAGUAGCUUACACACUGGACUUUUUGCUUAUUGAUGAUGGGCAAAGCAUACAGGGUUUAAGGGAACAGCUUAGCUGCUGGAAAAAGUAUCAAUCUCUCUUUGUGCCUGUUAAGAUAUGAAGUAGAACAUUUAUUGCUAAAUAAGAUUUUAGAGCAGUUACUGGUAUUUUGCCCUGUAUUAUGUCUAUUAGAGGUAGGAGGGUGAAGAUUGUAUUUAUAAAUCGCUUAAGGCUCUUGAACUUCAGGUUCUGAUAUGCACCAUGAUACUUUUUUUAUAACUUAAAAUUUAACUGAUAAGAAAGUGAAAGCUUCACCAAAUGUUUACAGUCAAUAGAUCAGACGGCAGGUAAGGUUAACCUUUGAUCUGAAAUUGAAAAAUAAAUAAAACUUUAUUUACCUUUUUUGCAUCUUCAUGCAGAAUAUGACAGAUCCAAAGCAGACCAAUGAUCAAAGAGGCCUUAUUUACAUUUAGGGAAGGAUGAUUUAGGUUCUUUUGGGAGAAAAUGAUCCUCAGAGUCUUAAAGGUUACUGGAAGAAAUGGAGAAUCUUCAUCUAUUGGACAUGACCACAGUUAGAAUUAACCUCUUACUUGGAUUAGUUGUUAGUUUUAGAAAAAAUAUAUUCUACCUCAUGCUUCAGUUCAAUUUAAUGGUCUGGAGUUUCCUACAUAAUUCAUAUCAAUGUUUCUUUUAGAUCAAAGGAAAUCAAAAAAAUUGAAUCAACUAUUGGUUGGAUGUUAGGAAAUAUUCGUAAUAUACAGAAAUAGUAAAUAUAAGGGCGUGCAUCUAUCAAAGUAUAGCGGUAUACCUUUCGGUUUUUUACUAACUUGGACCUGCUUAUACAGAAUGUCGCUGAUUUUAAGUUCUUUAAGACCUGUAAGAAUGGGCAAUGCGAGAACACUAUUCACUGCAACCCCUACCCCUGAAUAAUUGGCCAUCUAUCAUAUCGCAAGCAGACACAACAUUACAGUUUGUCCUCAGCUUGGCUUUAAGAAGAAAAAACGUUUAGAGUUCAAUGACAAAUGUGUUAAAGUAUGGGACACAUCAAUGUUGCUGUUCUGUUUAACCUUCGUGUUCAUUCUGGAAGUCCCUGGCUGCUUCCAAAAUGGUCUAAAUAUCUCCUCUAGAUCCAGAUCCUUCACCUUUAUCCACAGUAGAAACUUUAUUGUGGUAAGAAAAGGUAGUCUGGACUGCUGUGCCAUUUCCAGACAGCCUUUAACUCGUACGUCAUUAUAGAUGCUUGUCAAAUUGGGACUACAGUCUUCUAAUACAGAAAAACACAAACUACAGAAAUGUAGCGAAUGGCUAAAGCUUCCCAUUAAACAAAAUUAAACAUUAAGGUGUCUACAUCUCCCUGUGCCACACGAUAAGUUUGUGUAAACAGUACUGGUGCGUAUUUUCUCGAGACAACUAUAGCCCCUUUUACACUACCCUUUUGUAACCGCGAUGACUGUUGAGUGUAAAUGGCACGCAAAACUUAACCGAACUGCACCAGUCACAACCAAACCGCACCAACGUGGUACUAGUUCAUCAGUCGGGCUCGAAGCGGUUCAGUUCUGGCUCAGUUCUCAGAUAACAAAGACAAAGAUAACAAACGCAUGAGCAGACUGCGUCAUCUGCUUACAGCCAGUCUCCGUAAUCAUGAAAUGUCAGACCCAUAAAAAUACAAGUUUCCCUACCAUGCCACAAGAUUUCCAGUGAUGAUUCUGCUUAGCAGUGUGAUGAUUGUCAUCUCCUGUCAUUGUUUCCUGCGUCUGUAAGCCCUGAUUAGACUAUCGUUUGUCGUAUCCAAUUCCCAAAAGCCGACUCUGUCAAGUGAAUACACCAAAGGCUGCCUUCUUUGCCGGACUCUCCGCAAACGUCCUGAAUGUUACAGGCGCUGCCAUGUUGGUUUGCUUGUUUAGCUCUAGAGAGCAGUAGUACUGUAGAUCGUCACUAGGAGGCGAGGAACUGUGCUAGCAUAGUGUGUAAAUGGUCGUAUGGAACCAAGCUCGGCACAGUUAACUGAUUCAGUCUUGGCACAGAUUGGUUUUCAGAGGCUAGGGUAAAUGGGGCUUAUGUGAAUUUCUGUAAGGUGGUAUGAGCUUGUAAGUCCUGUCACACAAACGAUUGUAUGAUUCCUUAAGGCUGAUUUAUACUUCGAAAGUAGGUAAUCCACGUAGGUGUCGCGGUGAACGCAGAGACGUCCCCAACCCCUACUGCAGACACUCUGCUGCACCUCUCCCAAAUUGUAGGUGACCGCUGACAGUGCUGCAGACAGGAGGCCUUUGAUUGGUCAAAUCUACAUCUGCUCUUCACUAUGCAUCUCCUGUUUGGUACCUUGCCAGCUUGUUUUGUUUGUAUUACUGCGAUUGGGGGAAACGACUUGGGAAAUUGGACCAGCUAGAAGAGCGAGGCGUGCGACAACGCUGGGACCUUUUCCACCUAGAUACCCGCUCUUUUCGGCCCUCAUGUCCCUCUGUUGUCGCACAAAUUUGCCCCCCACUUCCUCACCGUCUCAGCCAUAUCUAGACCCACAGCUAGUUCCUGAACAUAGCGCCGACCAUGCUUCAAUAUUGAGCAUAAAUCAAAAAAGUCUGCGUGCUACCUGCGACAAGCUCACUGCAACACACUGCUGUGGGAGUAUAACCAGCCCUUCACAGCUCCAGAGAGGGAACCUGUGAAAUGGGGGGCAGUCAGGCUUCUUCCUUACUGCCAGCUCUAUUCAGGCAGCUCUUAACAUGGCGAACACUGACACACAUUCAAUUUGUCCUUACCAAGAAGCAGCCUUGCUCUCUUUCGCACCACUGAAAUUCAGACCUGAAUUAUUAUUUUAUUGAAAAUUCCCUCGGUUUUAAAGUUUCUUCAUUGUGUUUCAUCUACACUUUAUAAACACUUCCUUAAAUCAUCAAAUGGUUUAACUGUGGGCCUCUAGUCGGUAACAGCUCCACACCCAAAAGCACUUUGGCCAGUUAUCCAUUACGGUCAAUAAGGCUGCAAUUCUCUCCAUUCUACUGGUCAGCUUAUUUUAAUUAUUAAUGAAGAAAUGGUCCUGUUUGUACUUUACACUGAUCCAUGUUUGGAGGGUUCUCCAAAAAUUAGGCUUUAUUUUCUAUAUUAGUGCUCAAUCUGUCAGGAAUCUUAUGUGCUCAUAAGUACUGCUUACAGGUAAUAAAAUGACUUUGUACCUCAGUACUGAACACAAUCCUUGUUCCAUAAAACAAUCAACAAAAGGUUAAGUCCCUAAAGUCCUGCUCUCUAUUUGCUACUUUUUAUGGGUGUUGCUUUUGAGAUUAUCAAAGAACUAAGUUUUCUUUGAUUACCAUUCAUUUCCUGCAAGUUUUAUUUUUUUUCUAUGGCUGUCUAAUAACAAGUUGGAGUGCAUAUUGUAAUCAUUUGUUUUUAGUUUGUUUGGCUGUGUGUAUGCUUUUUUAAAAUUAUGAAUUAUUUUUCUGAAAUCAUAUUUUGAUUGACUUCAGAGUGAUUGUUGAAAAUAAGUUGUGAUUAAAAAAGAUAAAACUAA